Messenger RNA from Anguilla anguilla (European eel), 3173 nucleotides. RefSeq names its product coiled-coil domain-containing protein 177. The record is from RefSeq and is a predicted model, not a curated record. The transcript has a single exon. NCBI's taxonomy places the organism in Eukaryota, Metazoa, Chordata, Actinopteri, Anguilliformes, Anguillidae. Bases 352 to 2109 code for a protein of 585 amino acids.
GCUCGAACAUUUCAAAGCAAGAAAAGGACGCCCUCUUGCUCAAUUUAGUUUGCCAUGGUCACGAAACGAGCGUCCUUGCCGACGCGUAGUGUAGACAUUGACAGCACCUGUUGCUCCGAUUUUGGGCAAUUUUUGCUACGCGUUUGUGUUUUAGUUCACUUGUCGUGAUUUAAUUUCUAUACGGGCUUGUAUUUAAAAAAAUAAAAAAAUAAAAAAAAAUUAAAAAUUCGCGGAUGCAGGUAGGCUGUUCAAAAAUAGAACUUAAUCCAGUCUGAUGCAGGCUAAAAGGCAGAGCGAAGCGUUACAGAUCUUGACUAGAGAGAUUAAUAUUAUAUAACUUAGUGACAGAUAAUGGAGGAAAGACCUUCCUCUCCGAUGCUACACCUGGACCUCAACAACUUUGACACAGGCGACGCCGAAGGCAGCAGGUACGUCUUGACGAGCCCGAGAUCUUUAGAAGCAUGUGCAAGACUUGGGGUCAAACCAGUACAACUUCUGCAUAAGUCGUUGGCCAGUUUCGUCGAUGACCACCGGAACGUUUCAUUAGGUGAAGCGACUUUGCUUUAUGAAGUGUACGAAAAAGAGCGCCGGAGGCUUUUGCGUCGGUGUCGCGAGGAGAGAGAGAAAAUCAUUGUUGAGGGUACGGAAAGGGGCCGGGGGUCGUCCGUUAAAAAACAAGCAGCUUUCGAGACUGACCUUGAGCAAGCCACCGAGAGCCAGAACUCUGAACACAAAAAGUUCCGAAAAACCGAGCUAGGUACCAGUUCUGGAACGAAAAACACCUUGGGCCACGGAAAGACCAGCAGCGAAUCAUCAGCAGGUGACAUGACUGAGCGCAAGUCUCUCAAGCCUGAGGGCACGAACGUUAGCCCCCGAGAGCUCACCGUCACCAGCCUGGGGGAUUUCAGACACACGCCAGCGACCGAGAGGAAACUGGAGAAGCUUGAGAGGGAGAUUAGAAAGGAGACUAGCGUAAUGGUGCCGGAGAAAGACCGCAAGAUCGCCGCGCUGAUGCUGCUGAAGCACGAGGACGAGCAGGCGCGCCUGCGGCAGAGCCAGCGCGCGGACGAGCAGCGCAAGGAGGCGCAGAGGAGGGAGCAGUUGGGGCGGUUGCAGGCAGAGCGUCAGCGGCGGAAGGAGCUGGAGCGCAGCUUGCGGAGGUGGCAGGCAGGGCAGGAGGCGCGGCGCCGGCAGCGGGAACGGGAGGAGGCGCUCCGGGCGGAGCUGCGCGAGCGGGAGGCGGCGGUGCAGGAGGAGCGCUGGAGACGACACGUGGAGGAGCAGUGCGCACAGCGGCGGGAGAGGCAGGAGGCGGCGAUGAGGGAGGCCCAGGAGCGCAAGCACUGCCAGGAGCGUCUGCUGAGGGAGCGGGAGAGGGAGGAGCGGGAGAGCCUGGAGAGGGAGAGCCGAGUGGCCGUGGAGAAGGAGCUGAGGGCCAGCAGGAGCCGGCUCGUCCAGGAGAGGAGGGAAUGGAAGCGGGUGCACCAGGGGAACCAGAGGCAGCAGCUCCGCCACCUCCUGCUCAAGCAGGUGGUGAACGACCAGGCCCUGGCCGAGGAGCUGGCAAAGAGGAGCGCCAUGGAGCAGAAGCUGCGGCGUUCCCAUGACAACCGCGAGCAGGCGGCGGCGGCGCAGCAGCAGGAGCUGAAGGAGCGGUCGAUGCGCGAGGAGGAGCAGCUCCAGGAGGCCCGCGUUCGCGCGAGCUGGCAGGAGCGGCAGGAGCAGCGGCAGAAGGAGGCGCUGUCCCAGCUGAGCGAGCAGCGGCAGGAUCGAGCGGCGAAGCUGGUCGAGGAGCAGCGGCAGGAGAAGGCCAGGCAGGCCCGCCGGGCCAACCAGGAGCGGGAGCGCUCGCACCGGCUGCACAUGGAGAGGGUGCGCCAGGAGGAGGAGGGGCUGCUCCUCCAGAGGCAGAGCGGCAUCGCCCGCAAGGAGAGCCGGAGGGAGCGGCUGCGGCGGGAGAAGGAGGAGGCGCUGGAGGAGGCCCGCAAGGUGGCCCGCGCCUCCUUUCAGAUGCGGGAGAAGGUGAGGGAGCACACGCAGAGCAGGGCCUUCCACCAGAUGGACCUGGAGGCCCAGCUGUGUGCCGGCCUGGACCGCGUUCAGCUCUGAGCCACUGCUGGCUGCACGCUGUGUCCUGGAUGUCCUAAGCACCCCCAGUUUUUGAUUGGGACACCCAAAUUUGGAGGUUCCCCUACCAGUCCACGAUCUCAAUCUCUAUUCGCCGAAGCCCCCCUCCCCGACCUCCCACAGACAAGCAAUUGCAAUCUCCCCUUGGUCCACUUGCAAAUUUUUCUGAUACAGCCGUGAUGACCACAACUGUUUGACCCAGGUCUGUUUGUCACAGGGAUGGAGAUUUUUUUAUAGUGAUUGAACGACAUGGUCAUUAUCACACUGGCAGUGACGUGACGCAUUCUGCACAAAUGAUUCUCUCAUUUAGCGAGCACUAGCCCUGCCUGGCUUGGUUAGUUUCCUGUUGUCUAAGGACACCUCUGUGCUGCCAAAUGGACAAUGGGAGGUCUUUUUCUACAACCACAGAACUCAUGACAGACAUGACAGUCAGCAUAAUAGGAUGCCUGAGGCCAAAUUUCAUAGCUUUUUUUGUCUGUUUGUUUUCGUAGCUUUAAUGGUUUAUUCCAAAAGUGUUUUUCCCAUGUGGUCUCACAGAAGGCACACAAUGUGUUGUGGUAGAUAGGAGAAAGAUCACACUCUGAGGACUGAUUAGACAGCACUUUAAAACAGGGGUCCUGGGACACCCAUGUUUUCGCUUUUUGUUCGAGCCACAAUUGCAUCUGCUGAAUCGUAACAAGCUGUUAAUCAUUCUUCAUGUCCAGGGGGAUGAUUUGCCCUCUAAAAGCCCCAUUAUGUCUGAACUAGCGGUGCAUGCCAUGAAUUAGCCUAAUGGCCUUUAUUCAUAUCCCAGGGCUAUCAGCCUAUCAACUAACCAUUUCAUUUUCUGUAACGUGCUGUAGUAAAUGAUUCCCUUUGAAAGAGGCUGCAUUAUUUGAUUAAUUGUAAACUGACAGGUGAAACUGGUGGAAUCACAAUUGCUGAAAGUUAAAACAAACCAAGAGAGGGAAACAAGCCAAACCCACAUUGUGUUAAAGUUUCCUGGAAAAUGUGGAAGAACGUUUAUCAGAAUAAUGGCUGUCCUCCCCAGAAAAAAAAAAAAAAAA